AUGGUUUUAAUCAAAUAUAAUCAGAUGAAAGAAUGGUGGUUUCUAAUGAAACUAUAGAAUUUAAACAAACGUUGUAUAGACAUACUGAUUGGAUCUAUUGCUGAGUUUAUAGUAAGAAAAAUAAUUCCUUUAUUUCAAGUGGGGUAGACAUAAGAUAAGAUUCUGGUAGUAAUUAACUUAAAUAAUAAUCUUAUUAACAAAAUUAAGAAGAAGUAAUGUUUAUUAUGUUGAAUUCAAAUUAGGAUUUUCUAUUUUCUGGAUGUCUAGAUAAAUUAAUUAAAGGGUUGAUUUUAAUCAAAAUAAAUUGACAUACUGGUAUUUAUUGGACAAACAUAAUUAUUAUGUUAAUUAAUUAAGUGUAAAUUAUUUAGAAACAUAAUUAGUAUCAUGUGCGUAAGAUUAGAAUUGAAUUAUUAUUUAGGAAAGAAGAGAAGUUUGAAUUCGAAUAUUUUGUUAUAAUAGAUGAAAUUUAUAGUAUUUAGUGUAUUUAUAAUAAAUUAAUACUUAAUAGAUUAAUUGAAUCUCAGUUAUUAAUUGUUCAUCUAUAAAUUAUUCAUUUAAGACUUAGGGUUUAAAGUUAAGUUUAUUUAGGAGAGUUAAUUUUUUUUGGGUGACUGGUUGUAAAUGAAAAGAUAAGUCAUAGAAUAUGAUCAAAUCAAGUAAAGGCUAAAGUUUUAAGAUGAGUUAGUUAAGGAAGCUAUGAUGUAUCAAAUUAGGCUCCCUCUUUGA
Paramecium primaurelia is the source of this 729-nucleotide messenger RNA. The record is from the annotation of a GenBank genome assembly. NCBI's taxonomy places the organism in Eukaryota, Ciliophora, Oligohymenophorea, Peniculida, Parameciidae.